CAUUCGAAAUAUAUACACCCCCAAAUACUCUCUAAACGACAUACUUGCUCUCUAUUUUCUCUCUCUAAAUUUACACUUCAUUCGGCUCCCGUGAGUCACUUGAAACUUCUCCGGCUACCAUCGGAUUUCCCCUUGAAUUUAAGGUUACUGACUUCUUCGCUUAGUAGUUGCUAACGGAGUAGGUGAAGUUCACAACGCGUUUUGGAGUAAAAGGGUAACCUUCCGCUUAUUGGAUGUUUUCGAUUGCUUAAGUUUUUUGUUCAUAGGUCACUUCUAACGAGAGGGUUGGGGGAAUGCUCCAAUAUCCCCUAGUAAUUACUAUUUGAAGAUGUGGACCAUCUCUUUUGAAUUAUGGUGACUAGGUUCUUUUCCAUUACUUUGUGAUGCAACUAGCUUAACCAAAAAUAUCUGACCUUACGGAAGCUUAAUCAAAAGGGAUGAAGAGUUGCACUUUCAUCUUAUGGUAAAAUGUUUAGUGAAAUUUUGGUUGAUUUUGAUUAAGCAAUUUUUGUAAUAUAAUAAAUAUGAUACCAGGAAGUUUCAUAAAAAGAUAGACAUAGUGACACAUUAAUUUGAUGUUUUUUCUUCAUGUGCACCUAUAGAUUUCUUGAAGUCCCAAAAAAUUUGCUUUGGGAAUGAUGAGGAAAGUGAUAUUGUAAAGUGAUUGCGAGGAGACCAAGUAAUGAUAAAAAAGUGGCAUUCUGGAUGAUUUUUUUUUUCAAAUUGUCAGUUGUGCAAUCAUUCUAUAGUUCCCGAGUUAUUUUCAAUCUUGAAUUUAAGCAUUCUGGUACUGUUUAUCUUCCUUUAAAAGCGUUUAUAGCAUCCAGUUCCAUCAGCCAAUUAACAAGCGGCAGUCCAUGGAAAAAUCUAAUACAAGUUUGUGAACUGUAGACAACCAUAUUCUUUUAUAAUUGUCACUCUAGUUAUUAAGGUUGGUUCGUUAGAUAGUGUUUGUGAUAGCUUACAAACUUGACAAUCAUCAUGAGUUAUUUUCAAUCUUGAAUUUAAGCAUUCUGGUACUGUUUAUCUUCCUUUAAAAGCGUUUAUAGCAUCCAGUUCCAUCAGCCAAUUAACAAGCGGCAGUCCAUGGAAAAAUCUAAUACAAGUUUGUGAACUGUAGACAACCAUAUUCUUUUAUAAUUGUCACUCUAGUUAUUAAGGUUGGUUCGUUAGAUAGUGUUUGUGAUAGCUUACAAACUUGACAAUCAUCACGUGUCAUGUGGAAACUUGGUGUUUAUGUCAUGAUGUAAUAUUUGUAAUGGUGGUCUUUGAUAUAAUUUUUAAACAUAAGCUGCAUGUUUCCUUUCUGGUUCUACUGUGAUCUGUUUUGAUUCUUUUUCUCAACUGUGUUUUUGGCUCAUCUUGUAUCCGGAAAGUAAAUUCUGGAACUAUGUUUAAAGAUUUCUGCCAAAUAUGAUAAAAUAAUUGAUUGUAAUUCUUCUAUUUUUUUGAAUAGGAAAAAAUGGCUGUGGAGAUCACGGAAUUUCUAUUAUCUGCUCAAUCAGCAGAUGCAAAGGUCCGAACCGAGGCAGAGAGUAGACUUCGGCAGUUCCAGGAGCAAAACCUUCCUGGAUUCCUUCUGUCUUUAUCACUAGAACUCUCCAAUGAUGGUAAACCUCUGGAGUCUCGUAGAUUGGCUGGUAUUGUGCUCAAGAACUCUUUGGAUGCUAAGGAUGCUACUACAAAGGAACAUUUAGUGCAGCGGUGGGUGUCAAAUGAUGUUGCAUUCAGAUCCCAAAUCAAAGGCUUGCUGUUGAAUACUCUUGGUUCAUCUGUGUCCGAGGCAGGGCACACUGCUGCCCAAGUAAUUGCCAAAAUUGCUUCGAUAGAAAUUCCAAAAAAAGAAUGGCCUGAACUCAUUAGUUCGUUGCUUGGAAAUAUGACUCAACAAGAUAGGCCAGCAUCAUUGAAACAAUCAACUUUGGAGGCACUUGGGUAUGUCUGUGAGGAGAUAUCUCACAAUGAUCUUGUCCAAGAUGAGGUUAACUCUGUUCUCACUGCUGUAGUCCAAGGCAUGAAUGUUACUGAGCAGAGUUCUGUACGUCUUGCAGCAUCUACAGCACUAUACAAUGCUCUUGAUUUUGCACAGACCAAUUUUGAAAAUGAGAUGGAGAGGAACUACAUAAUGAAAGUUGUUUGUGAAACUGCCAUGGCCAAGGAAGCAGACAUCAGACAGGCUGCUUUUGAAUGUCUUGUUUCAAUAGCAUCAACAUACUAUGACGUGCUGGAGCCUUAUAUGCAGACCCUUUUUGAACUAACUGCAAAUGCCGUCAAAGGAGAUGAGGAAAGUGUUGCUCUUCAAGCAAUUGAAUUCUGGAGUUCUAUCUGUGAUGAAGAGAUUGAGCUUCAAGACUUUGAUGGUGGUGAGAGUGGGGAUUCAUACCCUCAUUCACGUUUCAUUGAGAAGGCUCUACCGUUGUUGGUUCCCAUGUUGCUUGAAACUUUAUUGAAGCAGGAUGAAGAUCAGGACCAAGACGAUGGUAUUUGGAAUCUCUCCAUGGCAGGGGGAACAUGCCUUGGUCUUGUUGCCAGAACUGUUGGGGAUGCGAUAGUACCCUUAGUAAUGCCUUUUGUGCAGGAUAACAUAUCAAAGCCAGAUYGGCGAUCUCGUGAGGCAGCUACAUAUGCAUUUGGAUCAAUUCUUGAAGGCCCAAGUGUUGAGAAGCUCUCCCCAAUGGUCCUCUCUGCAUKAGAAUUUCUGYUUAAUGCUWUGAGGGAUCAAAAUAGCCAUGUGAAAGACASCACUGCAUGGACUCUCAGCCGUAUUUUUGAGUURUUACACAGUCCGGCCACUGGAUUUUCUGUUAUUUCAYMUGCUAACCUUCAACGAAUUGURGGGGUCCUUUUAGAAAGUAUCAAGGAUUCUCCCCAUGUUGCAGAGAAGGUCUGUGGGGCUAUUUAUUAUCUUGCUCAGGGAUAUGAGGGUUUUGAAACURGCUCCUCUGUUCUCACACCAUAUGUURYAGAUGUCAUAACUUCUCUUAUUGCAACUGCUGAACGAACAGAUGUCAAUGAUUCAAAGUUGAGGUCAGCUGCAUAUGAAACCUUGAAUGAGGUUGUGAGGUGCUCCAACCUUGCUGAAACAUCUCAAAUAAUAACACAACUUCUCCCUGUUAUCAUGACCAAGCUGGGACAGACAAUCGAUCUUCAGAUUCUUUCAUCAGAAGAUAGAGAAAAGCAAGGAGAUCUACAAGCUUUGCUUUGUGGUGUCUUGCAAGUUAUUAUUCAGAAACUUAGCAGUAUUGAUGAAACUAAGCCGGUUAUAUUUCAAGCUGCAGACCAGAUUAUGAUGUUAUUCCUCAAGGUGUUUGCUUGCCGUAGCUCAACAGUACAUGAAGAAGCAAUGCUUGCCAUUGGUGCUCUUGCUUAUGCCACUGGACCAGAAUUUGGGAAGUAUAUGCCAGAGUUCUACAAAUAUUUGGAGAUGGGUCUUCAAAAUUUCGAGGAAUACCAGGUUUGUUCCAUCUCCGUUGGGGUGGUUGGUGAUAUAUGCCGUGCUUUGGAUGACAAGAUGUUACCUUAUUGUGAUAAUAUCAUGACACUGCUCCUUAAGGAUCUCUCUAGUGGUGAUCUACACCGCUCUGUCAAGCCUCCAAUUUUUUCGUGCUUUGGUGAUGUGGCCCUUGCUAUUGGGGAACACUUUGAAAAGUAUGUUCCUUAUGCUAUGCCCAUGAUGCAAGGAGCUGCUGAAGUGUGUGCCCAAAUAGACAUCAAUGACGAAGAGAUGGUGGAAUAUGGCAAUCAGCUCAAGCGAAGUAUAUUUGAGGCAUACUCGGGUAUCUUACAAGGAUUUAAAAAUUCCAAGGCUGAGCUAAUGUUGCCUCAUGCUCCACACCUCUUGAAGUUCAUAGAAGUGUCUGUUAAGGAUGCACAAAGGGAUGAGAGUGUGGUAAGAGCAGCGGUAGCAGUGCUGGGAGAUCUUGCAGAUGCACUUGGAUCACAUGUGAAGAUGCUAUUCAAAGAUUUGGCAUUUUGUAGCGAACUACUAGGAGAAUGCCUUCAAUCUGAAGACGAACAGCUCAAGGAGACGGCGACUUGGACUCAAGGGAUGAUCGGGCGUGUAUUUUCGGUAUGCGGGUAA
Cynara cardunculus var. scolymus (artichoke) is the source of this 4081-nucleotide messenger RNA. RefSeq names its product importin subunit beta-1. The coding region runs from base 1463 to 4081 and encodes 872 amino acids. Lineage: Eukaryota; Viridiplantae; Streptophyta; Magnoliopsida; Asterales; Asteraceae. Gene Ontology annotation, biological process: protein import into nucleus. The transcript has 3 exons. The record is from RefSeq and is a predicted model, not a curated record. Gene Ontology annotation, cellular component: nucleus; cytoplasm. Gene Ontology annotation, molecular function: nuclear import signal receptor activity; small GTPase binding.